Messenger RNA from Saccharomyces cerevisiae S288C, 1038 nucleotides. RefSeq names its product GTP cyclohydrolase II (gene RIB1). The transcript has a single exon. The record is from RefSeq and is marked reviewed. Gene Ontology annotation, biological process: riboflavin biosynthetic process. Gene Ontology annotation, molecular function: catalytic activity; GTP cyclohydrolase II activity. Lineage: Eukaryota; Fungi; Ascomycota; Saccharomycetes; Saccharomycetales; Saccharomycetaceae. The coding region runs from base 1 to 1038 and encodes 345 amino acids.
AUGACCAUAGAUAACUACGACAACAGUAAACAGGAUAGCAGCAAAUACGAGGUUAGUGGUACGGGUGAUGGCAGGAACGGCGAUGGCGGCUUGCCUCUAGUACAAUGUGUCGCAAGAGCUCGUAUCCCAACCACACAGGGUCCGGAUAUCUUUUUACAUCUUUACAGUAACAACAGGGACAACAAGGAACAUCUAGCCAUUGUGUUUGGUGAAGACAUACGGUCGCGCUCGCUAUUCCGUAGAAGACAGUGCGAGACGCAACAAGAUAGAAUGAUCAGGGGCGCUUAUAUUGGCAAACUGUAUCCCGGCAGAACUGUGGCAGACGAAGACGAUAGACUCGGAUUAGCUCUGGAGUUUGAUGAUAGUACAGGUGAGUUAUUAGCUUCCAAAGCCACUACAUGGGACGCCCAUAACGACACGCUGGUACGGAUCCAUUCUGAAUGUUACACCGGUGAAAACGCAUGGAGCGCCCGUUGUGAUUGUGGUGAACAAUUCGAUAGGGCCGGUAGGCUUAUCGCUUGCGACCACGAACCCACAAGCAACAUCAAAGGUGGAAACGGCCAUGGUGUUAUCGUGUAUCUAAGACAAGAGGGUCGUGGCAUCGGGUUAGGUGAGAAACUCAAGGCCUACAACCUGCAAGACUUAGGUGCUGACACAGUGCAGGCCAACUUAAUGCUGAAACAUCCCGUGGAUGCUAGGGACUUCUCGCUGGGUAAGGCUAUUUUGCUGGAUCUUGGCAUCGGUAAUGUCAGGCUGCUGACAAAUAACCCGGAAAAGAUAAAACAGGUAGAUCAUGCGCCUUACCUUAAGUGCGUUGAACGAGUGCCUAUGGUACCCAUACACUGGACAAACUCCAGUGAAGGCAUAGACUCCAAGGAGAUAGAAGGUUAUCUCAGGACCAAGAUAGAAAGAAUGGGUCAUUUACUAACGGAGCCUCUGAAACUUCAUACAAACCCUCAACCUACUGAGACAAGUGAAGCCCAAAACCAAAACCGUAUGAACUCUGCGUUGUCAUCAACAUCGACGCUGGCAAUAUAA